Aspergillus sclerotioniger CBS 115572 is the source of this 1520-nucleotide messenger RNA. RefSeq names its product bifunctional protein farnesyltransferase/protein geranylgeranyltransferase (gene ramB). The coding region runs from base 371 to 1390 and encodes 339 amino acids. The record is from RefSeq and is a predicted model, not a curated record. Lineage: Eukaryota; Fungi; Ascomycota; Eurotiomycetes; Eurotiales; Aspergillaceae. Gene Ontology annotation, cellular component: CAAX-protein geranylgeranyltransferase complex; cytoplasm; protein farnesyltransferase complex. The transcript has 3 exons. Gene Ontology annotation, biological process: protein farnesylation; protein geranylgeranylation. Gene Ontology annotation, molecular function: CAAX-protein geranylgeranyltransferase activity; protein farnesyltransferase activity.
CUGAGGCUUGAUCGUGCAGCUCUUCCGCAUAUCUGACAGUAGCUCCGAGAUCCAAUAGGAACCGGAGUGCUCAUUCCAGACCAAGACUGUUUCUGGCGUGACGAAGUAUAGGUGCAUGAGCCUGGCCUUCAGUUUUUCCGGCGACUUCUACCGGACGUCAUCGACAUACUGGUCUCCGUUGACGGGCGAGCUUUGAAUUGCCCAGGAUAUUCAGGCGAACCUAGAUCAAGGGCGUAAUCACCCUCAAACACACUCUUACGUCAAGCUGGAAGGCUGAGAGCCCUUCCGGGUGCAUACAGCGUGAUCGACCGAAGAUCUGCCCAGUUGCCUAACCGGCUAUUAUUCACUAUAUCCAUUCCACACCUUUAAGAUGGAGGGGAAAUACGCUUCAGACCCCGAGUGGGCCUCCAUCCAGCCGAUUCCUCUCGAUGAUGGCGCCGAAUCUGGAGCACAGCCCUUGGCCACCAUUGCCUAUGCUUCAGAAUACCUUGAGGCCACAUCGUAUCUACGAGCGGUCAUGGCGGCCAACGAAAUGUCGGAAAGGGUGUUGAAGUUGACCGAAGACAUCAUUUCGAUGAACCCUGCGCACUACACCGUAUGGAUUUACCGAGCUAAGAUCCUGGUUGCUUUGGAGAAAGACCUCAAAGAUGAGCUGGAAUGGCUGAAUGGCGUAUCCCUAAAGUACCUGAAAAAUUAUCAAAUAUGGCAUCACCGUCAAGUCCUUAUGUCUCGCAGGGAGUUCUUUCCAACCCCGCCGGCCAAGGAACCGGACUUUCUUAUGGAGAUGUUCGCCCAAGACUCUAAAAACUACCAUGUCUGGACCUACCGCCAUUGGUACGUCCGUCACUUCAAGCUCUGGGAUGCCCCGCGCGAAAUCCAGGACGUGGACGCCUUGCUUGCGUCCGAUGUCCGCAACAACUCCGCUUGGAACCACCGAUAUAUGCUCCGGUUUGGACCGCGUGACGACGAGCCAGAUGCCGGGAUGGCAAACAGCAGCGGGGAUCCUUCUGAGAAGGGCCGGCUGGCCGUUGUCGACGAAGAUGUCAUCGACGCUGAGCUGCAGUACGCUAAGUCCAAAAUUGUCCGAGCACCCGAAAACCGCAGCCCGUGGUCGUAUGCGCGGGGUGUAUUGCGCGCCGCGGGUCGGCCUCUUUCGGAAUGGAAGGAGUUUACACGCAAAUUCGUCAUUGAAAAGAACGGGGAUGUUGAGGUCAAGAGCAGCCAUGCUAUAGAGUGGCUUGCUGAUGUAUUUGCCGAAGAAAGUGGAUCAGCACAGGAAGCCGUCCGCAUGCUUACUCUGCUGAAGGAAAAGUAUGAUCCCAUCCGGUCAAACUACUGGGACUAUCGGAUUCGGACGAUCACCGGCUCAGAAGUUCCUGCUUCCGCAUGAAAUCAUUUUUAAAUAGCAUGUAUCGAUAGCGAGGGGUAUAGGACGAACAUAUGUCUACUGAAUAAGUUGGCAGUGAUUCCUGAUUCUCUGGAAAUAUUUUGUCAAUAUCACUAAUAAGGUCCAUAUCUAA